AGGAAGGAGGCCGUGCCGGGCUGCGCUUGCGCAGGGAGGGGGGCGUCUCUGGACGCUGGUUCGAGUCCCGGCGGUGCCGGCCUGUUGUGGCGGCCGCCGCGUCCCGCAGCCCGGCGAUGGAGGCGGCGCCGGAUCAGGGCGUCCGCUCCGCGGGAGCGGAGGCCGAGCCGUGCCCGGAGCCGCCCGCGCACCGGCUGAGCGCGGCGGAACUCGACCGCGAGCUGGACUCACGCAGCGAGCUGAUUGAUGACAAAGAAUUCGACAUUCCUCAAGUUGAUACCCCUCCAACACUGGAGAGCAUCUUAAAUGAGACUGAUGAUGAAGAGGAGUCUUUCAUUUUGGAGGAUCCCUUUCUUUUGAACAUUGAUAACACAGAUACACACUCCUAUGACACAUCUUCUGUAGCAAGCUCUGACAGCGGGGACCGGACACACCUGAAAAGGAAGAAAAAACUCCCAGAUUCUCUCUCACUCCAUGGAUCAGUUAUACGUCUCUCGCUUCUGAAAGGAAUUUCUACCCAAAUAGUGUCUGCAGCAGACAAAGUGGAUGCUGGCUUGCCCACAGCAAUUGCAGCAUCAAAUCUGAUAGCAGUGGGGACUUCCCAUGGGUUAGCACUGAUAUUUGGAAAAGAUCAAAACCAGGCACUUCGGCUGUGUCUGGGCAGCACUGCUGUUGGGGCCCAGUAUGGGGCUGUCUCUGCUCUCAGUAUCAACAAUGACUGUUCGAGACUCCUGUGUGGCUUUGCAAAAGGACAGAUCACAAUGUGGGAUCUGGCCAGUGGGAAGCUGCUACGAUCAAUAACAGAUGCCCACCCACCAGGAACAGCCAUUUUGCAUAUCAAGUUUACAGAUGACCCAACGCUUGCAAUUUGCAAUGACAGCGGAGGCUCCGUAUUUGAACUGUCAUUUAAGAGGGUUAUGGGAGUGAGAACGUGUGAAUCUCGAUGUCUCUUCAGUGGCUCAAAGGGGGAAGUUUGCUGUAUUGAACCAUUACAUACAAAACUUGAGCUGAGAGACCAUCCUAUCACCCAAUAUUCACUGCUGGCCAUGGCCUCCCUAACAAAGAUACUGGUUAUUGGCCUGAAGCCGUCUCUGAAAGUGUGGAUGACCUUUCCCUAUGGUCGUAUGGACCCUUCUAGUGUCCCUCUUCUGGCGUGGCACUUUGUGGCUGUACAGAACUCUGUGAACCCCAUGCUUGCAUUUUGUCGAGGAGACGUCGUUCAUUUUCUUCUGGUAAAGAGAGAUGAUACUGGUGCAAUACAUGUCACUAAGCAGAGGCAGCUUCAUCUACACUAUGACCUCAUCAACUUUACUUGGAUAAACUCACGGACAGCAGUGCUUCUGGACAGUGUAGAGAAGCUGCAUGUUAUAGAUCGUCAGACACAGGAGGAGCUGGAGACCAUAGAGAUACCAGAAGUUCAGCUAGUCUACAACAGCAGCCACUUCAAAUCGCUGGCUACGGGAGGCAAUGUCAGCGAAGCUCUGGCAUUGGUUGGAGAGAAAGCUUGUUAUCAGUCCAUCAGCAGCUGUGGUGGCCAGAUCUUUUACCUUGGAACUAAGUCUGUUCAUGUCAUGACAUUGAGAAGCUGGAGAGAGAGAGUUGACCACCUGCUGAAACAAGAGCGUCUCACAGAUGCCCUGGCUCUAGCUUGGUCUUUUUAUGAAGGUAAAGCAAAGGCUGUAGUAGGCUUGUCUGGGGACACAAGCAAGCGGAAAGCAGUCAUUGCAGACAGAAUGGUUGAAAUCCUUCUCCAUUAUGCUGAUCGGACUUUGAAGAAAUGUCCUGACCAAGGAAAAAUUCAGGUUAUGGAGCAACAUUUUCAGGAUGUGGUGCCUGUCAUAGUUGAUUACUGUCUUUUACUCCAGCGCACGGAUCUAUUAUUUAACCAGAUAUAUGAUAAGAUGAGUGAGAAUUCUGUAGCUAAAGGCAUCUUUCUGGAGUGCUUGGAGCCAUAUAUCUUAAGUGAUAAGCUGAUGGGGAUCACAGCUCAAGUGAUGAAAGACUUGCUGCUUCACUUCCAAGACAAGAACAGGUUGGAAAAUUUGGAAGCCUGCAUUGUACAUAUGGAUGUCACCAGCUUAGACAUACAGCAGGUAGUUCUUCUAUGCUGGGAAAAUCAUCUCUAUGAUGCCAUGAUCUAUGUCUACAACAGUGGGAUGAAUGACUUCAUUAGUCCCAUGGAGAAGCUGUUCAAAGUCAUUGCUCCUCCACUGAAUGCUGGGAAGUCUCUCACAGAUGAGCAGGUGAUAAUGGGCAACAAGCUGCUUGUAUAUAUAAGCUGCUGCUUGGCAGGCCGUGCAUAUCCAUUGGGUGAUAUUCCUGAGGAUCUGGUACCUUUAGUUAAAAAUCAGGUCUUUGAAUUUCUCAUCCGGCUGCAUUCAACUGAGGGAUCUGCGGAUGAAGAGGUCUACCCUUAUGUUCGUACCUUGCUACACUUCGACACUCGGGAAUUCCUUAAUGUUCUUGCUCUGACUUUUGAAGACUUUAAGAAUGACAAACAAGCUGUGGAAUAUCAACAGAGAAUUGUGGACAUACUUCUGAAAGUCAUGGUAGAGAAUUCUGACUUCACUCCAUCACAGGUUGGCUGUCUCUUUACCUUCCUUGCCCGUCAGCUUGCCAAGCCCAACAACACGUUGUUUGUGAACAGGACACUUUUUGACCAGGUCCUUGAAUUUCUGUGCAGUCCGGAUGAUGACUCCCGCCAUUCAGAAAGGCAACAGGUCCUUUUAGAAUUGCUCCACGCAGGAGGGAUAGUACAGUUUGAAGAGAGCCGUCUUAUCCAAAUGGCAGAAAAAGCUGAAUUCUAUCAGAUUUGCGAGUUCAUGUAUGAACGAGAGCUUCGCUAUGACAAAAUAAUUGGCUGUUACCUGCAUGAUCCAGUGAGAAAGGAAGAAGUUUUCAACUAUAUUCACAACAUCCUGUCCAUGCCUGGCUACAGUGCUGAAGAAAAGCAGUCGGUGUGGCAGAAAGCUUUGGAACAUAUAGAGGAGUUGCUGUUGCUGAGUCCAUGUAAAGCAGCUGACUUGGUAGCUAUUCACUUCAGUGAGCAGAUUGAGAGCAUCAUUACAAACCUUCAGGACCAGUUCUUACUCUUCCAGUUUCUGAGGAGUCUCCUUGAUCCGAGAGAAGGCAUUAACCAAGACCUGAUACACUUACCGCCCGGCAUCACUGAGCAGUUCAUUGAGCUGCUGUGUCAGUACAGCCCAGACCAGGUUUUGGAGACACUUAAAGUUCUGGAAUACUGCAGACUGGAAGAAACCAUCCAGAUAACCCAGAAACAUCAGCUCCAUGAAGCUUCUUCAUAUUUACUGGAGAAGAAGGGAGAUAUCCAUGGUGCUUUUUUGGUUAUGCUUGAGCGAUUGCAGAGCAAGUUGCUGAUGCUUACGCAAGAUGAUGAAAGCUCAGCUGAACUCCCUUUGCUAGAAAACAUUGAAGAUACCUUAGUGAAAACAAUUGCCCUUUGCCAGAGAAAUUCACACAAUUUAGACCAGCAACAGCGAGAGGCCCUCUGGUUUCCCCUGCUGGAGGCUAUGAUGUCCCCACAGAAAUUAUCUGGUUCUUCACAGUGUCAAUACUCCGAAUCUUUGAAGAGUUUGACAAUGCAAGUGCUGAACAACAUGGCUGCAUUUAUCGCUCUUCCUUCAAUCCUGCAGAGAAUUCUACAGGAUCCAGUUUAUGGAAAAGGGAAACUUGGAGAAAUUCAAGGACUUGUCCUGGGAAUGCUGGACACUUUUAAUUAUGAACAAACCCUUUUAGAGACAACUACGAAUCUUUUAAACCAUGAUCUCCACUGGUCCCUGUGUAACCUAAGAGCUUCUGUCACUAGAGGGCUUACUCCAAAGCAGGAUUACUGCUGCAUUUGUCUACAGCAGUACAAAAGGCGGCAAGAAACUGCUGAUGAAAUCAUUGUUUUCAGCUGUGGCCACUUGUACCAUUCGCUGUGUCUGCUGAGUAAAGAGUGCGGGACGGUAACUAAAGGCUUGAUGAGGUGGAUGUGCUAUAAAUGCAACUCAAGUAACAAGGGGGGAAAACUGAGUGAGAACUUCUCAGAGCUAAAAAAAGGAAGUGGAGCAUCCUUGGCACAGACCACAGGUCCUGGUUUGCCUGCCGCUGCUGGCCCCAGUGGUACCGGCUGCCGCUGCAUCCAAACAGGAGCAGGCAGGGCCUGGCCUGCUGCCAGGGGUUUCGCUCCUGUGUGUGCUAGCAGAGGCAAGUUCAGAGUCUCUGUUGGAUCCUCAGCAAAUCCAAGCUUUUGACCAACUCUGCCGACUCAACCGAGGAACCUCCAGAUUAGCUCUCCUGACAGAACUGUCUCGUGGCCACAGUGGUGAAAAGCACGGGCUGCUCAGCAUUUCCCACGGUGACCCGGCCACCAGCAGUGUCUUCCAGAACGAGAACUUCAAGCUCCAUCUGGCCCCCCCUCCGCUGGCUGAAGAUUAGCGCUCCUGCCUCCAGCUGCAGCAAGGCCACAGUUGGUUUCAGGUCUUGGUGCUGGGAAGCGUUUCCAUCACAACACUGGACUUUCCCCACCUCCACUGCCUUUCCCAGAACCCUCUGUGCUGUGUUGAGUCUUGCUGGGUGCUGGUGGGUUUGUAGCAGUGUGUGAUCUCCCCAGCUCUACUGCUGCUUCUCACUAAACCAAAGCAGCCGUGGGGCAGCUGGGCUAGAAGCCGUGAACUCUGGGGGCAAAACUAAGCGUGCCGAAGCAUCGCGCAGCACUGGGCUACCUGCACUGAGCCGGAGGCUCACGGCAGCGGUGGUAACUUUGCCAAAUAACUGACUCGGCUCCACUCUACUGGAGGAGUACAGCCUGUCCUGUGCCCAGAGCCUGUGUGUCACAGUGCUGUGUUGUUUUUGUGGUUGGGUACCAUACCUGAAUUUUAACUGUGGUACUAGUAAAAGCAGUUAUUCUGCCAAGGCCUGGCCCACUGGCUCAUGGCAGCAGCCAUGGGGUCUGAGGGCACAGAACAGGCAAACGUCGAAAAGGCUUGAAGAGUGCAGAAGAUGAUACAUGUGUGAGCAAACUAACCUGAGCAUGGUGUGUUCCUAUGAACUUCCAUUAAAAAGGCCCUUGGUUGAA
Aquila chrysaetos chrysaetos is the source of this 5080-nucleotide messenger RNA. It is a transcript of the gene VPS8, whose product is annotated as VPS8 subunit of CORVET complex. The transcript has 47 exons. The record is from RefSeq and is a predicted model, not a curated record. Gene Ontology annotation, biological process: protein targeting to vacuole; endosomal vesicle fusion. Gene Ontology annotation, cellular component: HOPS complex; late endosome; early endosome. NCBI's taxonomy places the organism in Eukaryota, Metazoa, Chordata, Aves, Accipitriformes, Accipitridae. Gene Ontology annotation, molecular function: protein binding. Bases 117 to 4256 code for a protein of 1379 amino acids.